Molecule: messenger RNA, 1283 nt
Organism: Diaporthe batatas
Lineage: Eukaryota; Fungi; Ascomycota; Sordariomycetes; Diaporthales; Diaporthaceae
Exons: 6
Coding region: 48-1283 (411 amino acids)
Source: RefSeq, a predicted model, not a curated record
CAGAAGCCCAGUCACUUGUCGACCACAGUGUGAUUCAUGGGAUAGUAAUGGCCUCGACUUGGGCUUCUUUAUUUCCUGGGGUCGACCCUUGUACCAUUCCCAGCGGUCCACCUCCUAGAGGCCAAACCAGCAACUUUGAUGAUCCGACAGAGCUGCUCAAGAACUUGGUGAUAUAUCUUACAGUCAUCCCCACUGUCUUGGCCAUUAUCUUUGCCUCUGGGAGGUUAUGGGCAAACUUGAAAAAGCCAACUUGGACUGACGGACUUGUUCUUGUUGCCACGAUUAUUGCAGUAACUCAAAAUGUAUUAUUGGUGACAUUUGUGAAAUAUUACCGCCACAUAUGGGAUGUGCCACUUUGCUGGCUUGGCACACAAUUCUUCCAGCUAACAUUCACGUAUGCGACGUUGACAAGUUUCGGGUGCCUCUUCGCCAAGACCGCAACUUUACUGGUACUGCGACAAAUUUUCCAAAUCUCAAAACAAAUGCAUAUAGCCAUCAUGAUCGGGAUCGCCAUUAAUGUCCUGUUGUAUGGCUUGAGCAUUCCGGUCCUGUCAUACUACUCCACUCCUCAUGUCGGAAAGACUUGGGAUGAUGUGGUCGUUGAUGCGGUCAUGAAUCCUCAAAUUUUUGCUUUCAAAUGGAGCACCGGCCAAGCAGCAGUAGGGUCGGCCCUGGACAUUUACAUAUUCAUUCUUCCUAUUCCCAUUAUUUCCAGACUCAAAUUAUCUACAAGGAAACGGAUGCAACUCAUAGCCGUCUUCGGCACUGCCAUUCUGGGAAUUGCGGCCAGUCUGAUAUCUCUUGUUUAUAGAGUCAAGUCACUUUCAAACACAGAUGCAACGUGGAAUGCUGGUGUUCUCAUGAUCGGCGUUCAGAUUGAACUCACAGUAGCAAUCAUUGUCUGCUCAAUGCCUGGAUUCACUGGUUUGCUCCGGACGAAAAUUCCAGAUUCAAAGCUAGCUUCAGCUCUCCGCUCUUUGCUUGGAAACUUCACUCGCGGCAGUUCUCAUAGCACAGCCCAGAAGUGCACAGAGUUCGAUGCUAUUCAACCAAGCUCUGGACAGGUCGGCCAGAAUGAGCAAAAGGCCGGGUAUUACGAUCUUAGGGAGACACGGCCGAUAGAGAGCGCAGUCAAGGCUGACACGGAACACCAAGUGUAUCCCCUGCGGCCAAUCUACGAUUGGGGUAGUGCCAGAGUCCAAAAUGGUCUGGACGUUGAACAAUUCCAGGCCCCUCGUCAAGUUUUCCAGCAUAAUUAUUCCCCGCGUCAAGCAAGGAUCUGA